CUUCCACUUCCACUUCCACCCUCUCUCAAUCGGCGUCAUGUCAACCUCCCGAUUGCCCAAUAUUCCAUCUCUUCGGAAAUAUCAACUCCUGCAGGAAUAUGCAAGUUUAAGCCAUGCUGCUCCCCCUGGAGUCUACGUGACCCUGAAUCCUAGUGACCCGACUUUCUGGGCUUGUGUGAUCUUUGUCCGCUCAGGUCCUUAUGCCUCUGCCGUACUCCGAUUCCAGAUCCGAUUCCCCCCAUCCUAUCCUGACCGUCCCCCUCUGGUGAUCUUUUCCACCGACAUGUUCCAUCCUUUAAUCGUCCCCCUUACCACGUAUACUUUCAGCACCGGUGUAUCAAACGAAGACCCUGUCAGCGCAACAGACGAAGAGCGCUUACCACCCGGAGGGUUCAGUCUCCGACACGGAUUCCCGCAUUGGUUUGGUCGAGCCAGACGCAGUGCCAUUGGCUCCGUUACUUCCUCAAGGGCGGUUAGCUUGCAUUGCGCAAAUACUGGGGCCAUGGAUGCGACAACGAGCAAAGAUGAUUCUCAGCAACAAAAGACCAUUGAAUCCGUACUGCGUGAGGGGGAUCGGAGCGAGGUUCAGACCCCCCCGCCCGCGGAACCCAUCCCAGAGAUGAGGAGUUCAAUCCCUGUCCUGGAGAUUCUCAAUUACAUUCGCACUUCAUUUGACGAUGAGAGUGUUCUGGACUCGGUGCCUCUCGAAGCUGCGGGGAAUCCGAGCGCGUGGCACGCAUGGAAGGCUCAUCGGAAGGAUAGCACUCCCGCUGGGCUGGCGAGUAGCUCCAAGCGCAGUAGCCCGCAGGCACGACUUCCUGGGGACUGGCAUUGGGAUGGUAUCUGGGCUAGACGUGUGCAAUAUGAAAUCGAAGCUAGUCAGUCGGAUUCGACUUUGUUUGGAAACACAGCUCGAGGAGGGCUUGAUGAGAUGGUGGCUGUAAAUGACCCCACCAUUCGGUUCGCUCAAUUGGAUCCAUCCACACUCGCCUCAGUCAAGGAGAUGAUUAUUCCACCGGUGGAACCAGCCUUAGAAUAA
This is a messenger RNA of Aspergillus ochraceoroseus IBT 24754, 1039 nucleotides long. RefSeq names its product putative ubiquitin-conjugating enzyme. NCBI's taxonomy places the organism in Eukaryota, Fungi, Ascomycota, Eurotiomycetes, Eurotiales, Aspergillaceae. The transcript is spliced from 4 exons. The coding region runs from base 38 to 1039 and encodes 333 amino acids. The record is from RefSeq and is a predicted model, not a curated record.